AUGGCUCCAGCAGAAACAACAGGCAAUGUGCAGAGGCCGGAAGCCGGUAAACAGUCCAUGGGAAGCUUUUGGACACAAAUGUUUCCACCAAAGCCAACGUACACUGAGGAGCAAGUUCCCGAUUUGACUGGCAAGAUAUUCAUAGUAACCGGUUCCAGCUCAGGCGUAGGUAAAGAAGCAGCGCGGAUGUUGUAUGCGAAAAAUGCAAAGGUCUACAUGGCGGCGCGGCCGGGACCAAAAUUGCCCGCUGCCAUCAAUUCCGUACAAGAAGCAGUCCCCAAGUCAGGGGGCGCUCUAAUUCCCCUAGAGCUUGAUCUGGCAGACCUGGCAGUAGUGAAGAAGGCAGUGGAAAAGUUCACCUCGCUAGAAACCAAGCUGCACGGUCUCAUCAACAACGCGGCCGUGCAGGCACUAAAAGAUACAGACGGCGACGCUCGAACAGCGCAAGGCCAUGAGAUCCACAUGGGUGUUAAUGUCCUUGCCCCAUUCUUGUUCACCCGCUUGCUUACUGGAGUGUUGACUGCAACGGCGCGUCAGGAACCACCUGGUACUGUGCGUGUUGUAUGGGUGUCGUCCAUGGGCACCGAGACCAUUGGAGAAAAGCGACGUGGAUUGUCUCCCGACUAUGUGGAUUACUGGCCACUCAUGUCUCCGCUGGAGCGCUAUGGCUUGAGCAAGGCCGGCAACUGGCUACAUGGUGUGGAAUUCGCGCGACGCUAUGCUGCCGAUGGGAUUGCAAGUUUUCCGAUUAAUCCGGGCCACUUGAAGUCCGACCUGUAUCGGGAGGGCGGCGCGCUGUUCAAGUUUGCGUUGAAGCCUGUGUUGUACCCGCCCACAUACGGAGCUUAUGUCGAGCUGUUUGCUGCACUAUCUCCUACGUUGACUCUGAAGGACUCUGGAGCAUGGAGUAAGUACGUAGAGAUGGUCUACUUCCCAGAUUGCUAA
Molecule: messenger RNA, 945 nt
Organism: Parastagonospora nodorum SN15
Lineage: Eukaryota; Fungi; Ascomycota; Dothideomycetes; Pleosporales; Phaeosphaeriaceae
Exons: 2
Coding region: 1-945 (314 amino acids)
Source: RefSeq, a predicted model, not a curated record